GAUUUCAACAGUGCGCCAUCUAUUGAUCGUCAUAUGAAACAAAUAAACAGCUUGAAAUAUAUUCGUCAAUCAAUUCCGAUGUCAAUGUAAUCCAUAUAUUUGCUAUACCAAAUGUUUGUAUAUCAGCGAAACAAUUGAUCAAUCGGAAAUACAUGUUUUGUUCCAUAAAUGUAGCUCAGCCUAAUUGCGGACAAUUCAUUUUCGAUAUGAAUCAAAUGUGGCCAGUUGGAAUGGAGUUAUGCUUGACUUUUGGAAACUCUUUGCUUUCAUUUGACAAGAAUAAUUUUGUUUUGUCCUUGAAUCCAAUGUAUGUGUUUGGUAUAAGCAGAUCGAUCAGACAAGCGAAAUCAAUUGUCGUACAAUGCACAAUACAUAUAUCUAAAUAGCACUGUUACAAGUGAACAGAUGAAAUUUGAAUCCAAUGAGAAAUGUGGUACUCUAAACCUGUGUUCUCCUCAGUGGUAGCGGCAUUACUUUCAGGUGUUAAAUGCAUCGAUUCUCACUGACUCAUACCACUAUUAGUUGUGUAUCACGCCAAACAAACGAACAUGCAAAGGAUAAUUUGUGAGAAUACACACAUCAGCAACCAGUGUAUAUUCUGGUGUAUAUUUUCCGCUGUUUGGCCCAUUGGUUUUUCUCUUGGUUUGGCCUUGGUACCAAAAUUAUUUCUGUGAAUCUGGUCAUUAUUCAUUGAUGAUAAUGACCAGACUGUGAAUUGUAAAGAAUGAAGAAAUCUAAACCCUUUGUUAUAAAAAUAAAAAAAGAUUCUAUUUUGUUUAUUCAUUAUCCGAUAAAUCCUUGUCCAUUUAAUCAAGUUUGAUUGUGAUUUAGUGCCUUGCUGUUGUUUCCAUUCGCUUGAUAUUAGUGUAUUAUUGUUGGCAUUUGAAAUCUAUCCAUUAUCAUAUCAUCGACAACCACCAGUUCAAUAUCUCUAAAUGCAUACGAAUUCUCAGCCCUCAACGGUGUGUAGAAACAGAGAAGUUGAAGAAUCGAUCGAACAAAAAGUUGAAGAGCAAUCAGAGCUCACAUCAUCCCUAAACAUGGGAUCGAAACGUAUGGUCAACGCGAUUAUUAGAACCGGGAGACGAACCUCCUUUGUCAACAAUAGCCUGAUGUCAGCCGUUCGAUCCAAGCCAUCGUUGUUGCACGCAAUCGUCGUCAUCUUUCUUGAAUUUUUCGCAUGGGGUCUAUUAACUUUGCCCGCAAUCACCGUUCUGAAUACUACUUUUCCCGAUCAAACGUUUCUCAUGAAUGGCCUUAUAAUGGGCGUGAAAGGAUUCCUUUCAUUCUUGAGUGCUCCGCUUAUUGGUGCUUUGAGCGACCUUUGGGGAAGGAAAUUUUUCCUAUUGAUCACCGUGUUUUUUACCUGCCUUCCGAUUCCUUUCAUGAAAUUUAGUCCCAGCAUUUACUUUGGUCUAGUUAUAUUGUCUGGAAUAUUCUCAGUCACUUUUUCGGUCAUAUUCGCCUACGUAGCAGACAUAACUGAAGAACAUGAACGUAGCCAUGCUUAUGGAUGGUUGACCGCUUCUUUCUCAUUAAGCUUAAUUUCUAGCCCAUCGUUAGGCGCAUUAAUAUCGUCAACAUUUGGCGACGACAAUCUAGUCAUAUGUAUUGCAACCGGUGUAGCCAUCUUUGAUUUAAUUUACAUUCUCUUAAUGGUACCAGAAUCAUUGCCGGAAAAAUUGCGACAGAAAUCUAUUUCGAUUUGGGAAUCUGCUGAUCCAUUUUCAUCGAUACGUCGUGCCGGUAAAGAUCGCAUGAUAUUGACUUUGUGUGUAGCCGUCUUUCUCUCCUAUCUACCGGAAGCUGGCCAGUAUUCCUGCUUUUUUGUCUAUCUCAAAUUAGUCAUCGGCUUCGAUCAGAUUCAAGUGGCUGCCUAUAUUGCAUUCAUUGGCAUUUUGUCGGUCAUUUCUCAAACGCUUUUGUUGACCAUAUUAAUGAAACGAGUUGGAUCAAAAAAUACGAUCAUGAUAGGCCUGAUAUUCGAAAUGUUGCAAUUGAUUUGUUUUGGUCUUGGCUCUAGCCAUUGGGUCGUUUGGAUUGUUAGCGUAAUUGCCGCAAUUAGUACCAUCACCUAUCCAGCUUUAAGUGCUUACGUAUCCUCUUAUGCUGAUGCCGAUAAACAAGGUCUUCUACAAGGAAUAAUAACUGGAAUUCGCGGUUUAUCUAAUGGGUUGGGCCCAUGUUUUUUUGGUCUUAUAUUCAGCCUGUUCAAUGUUGAUCUCGUCCGACAAUCGCAUCCGAUUCAUUCGUCGUCAUCAGCAUCAGUACUCUCUUCAUCGGCCGAAUCAUUGGAUACACUCAAACACAUGAUGCCAUCGAUAACGAACGUGAAUGGCUCCUCAUCCUCAUUUAUUACAUUUCUCAAUUCAACGACAAAUCAAUUUUUCCAUUCACCCACCGACCAAGUGAUACCUGGGCCUCCAUUUUUGUUUGGCUCUUUCCUGGUGUUGAUUGCCAUUUUGAUCAUGGCAUUCAUGCCAGAAUUGGUACAAUACUCACCAUCACCAUCGAACGCUGGAAGCUAUGAUGAAAAAUACAGUAAAGGGUCAAGUGGAUCUUAUAAAUCAUCAGUGAAACGAUCGCCAACAUCUACGAAUAGUCAUAAUUAUUACUACAAGAAUAUGCAUCAUACACAGGCCAAUACCUACAACAGUAAUCAAUGCUGUUCCAUCAACAAUGAUGAAUACGACGACGAAGAAGAGGAUGAACUGAAUGUCCCCAUGUUUAAUGCCCAUCAUUUAUCAAAAGAAGGAGGACAAUUAUUACCUGCAUCUAUGCUGCUUAAUGGUGACCUCAUUCAUCAUAAUGGACUUUACACUCAAGCGAUCGCUUGUCCACUGUCAUCCUCAUCAUCUACAAUAACCUAUAAUUUGUCCAUGUCAACUUCUCAACAACAACAUGACCAUUCUUUGUCGCCAUUUCAACCUUCUUCGUCUUCAUCUUCCUAUGGCCCGAGUAGUGAAGCUGAUAGUGACAUUGAUUCAAAGCAACGGCUUUUGCCAAUAUCGUCUGCCAAUCAAAUGGUCCAUAAUGAUCAACUUGAUGGUGAGGUUGUUCAUCACCGGAUUGGCAAUCAUCAACGAGAGCAAUUUCCGAAUGUGAUGCAUACCCGUCACAAUACGAUUGUGAGAAUGUCUCCAACACCAAAUCAUCCAACAACCACGGCUAUACAUUGGCCGCAUUCACUCUAUGGUCAUUCUGGUAAGGGUUCCACAACAAAGUAUUCCAUGAUUUGUCCUGCCUCAACGAUGACCAUGAAGACAGAGGGCCCUCUAACUGUAAUGAAAUCACCAAUUCAUCGUCCGUUGAAUUUAUCAAAAUCAAUAAAUAUGCCUGUCAAACCACCAAUAUCGUCGUCGGCUAUGACAUCAUCCUUAUCAGCAUUAGCAUCAAAUUGUAGCGAUUCGACCAUAACACAUUCCAUCGAGCAUUCUCCCCUUCCUUCUCCUCAUACUCAUCACCUGGUCAAGAACAAUCGUUUUUUGUACACCAAAUCACCGAUUGUCAAAACCUAAAUAAACAUACAUUGAAUCUUCUUGUUCUAUCCGAAUUUCAAUCAAAUGGAUCAGUAUUUUUUUUCUAUGGAUCGUUCCAUUUUAUUGAUUCGAACCUGUGAUUUGCUAAGUAAUUGUUCUUGUUUAUUGUGGUUUCCAUCAUUCAUCCUUGCCAUUGUUUAUUAUCCAGUCAUUUGAUCAAUUCAUAUUAUGACUAAUUAAUUGUGGUUAUUAUUAAUAAUUUUAUUUUUGUUCUAUAAUAUAAACCAUUUAUUAAAAUAACAAAAUUACAAUUGUUAUAAAA
Messenger RNA from Dermatophagoides farinae (American house dust mite), 3801 nucleotides. The record is from RefSeq and is a predicted model, not a curated record. NCBI's taxonomy places the organism in Eukaryota, Metazoa, Arthropoda, Arachnida, Sarcoptiformes, Pyroglyphidae.